AUGGAUAAAGUGACGGCCAAUCUUCCAUCGCAUAAUGUCUCCAUAGCCGAAUGGAGAAUCCCAAAGGAUCUCUUUCUCGCGGAUCCAACAUUCCACAAGAGCCAGCCGAUCGAUAUGGUGCUCGGAGCUAAGCAUUUUUACUCCUUCUUCCCGAAUGCCGCACGCAUACAAUUGCAUGGCAAUCUCCCACUCCUAGUUGACAGCGUUUUUGGGUGGAUCGUUGCGGGUUCGGCUGAUUCAAUUCUUCCAACACAGAGAGUAUCUUCCAGUCCCAGCAGUAUCGUAACUGUAUCGAUGGUUUCCUUGGAAGAAAGUCUGGAGCGUUUUUGGAAAAUGGAAGAACUGACAACCAAGGACAACUACUCCAUCGAAGAGAGGCGUUGUGAAACCCUCUACCAAGCGACGGUCGCCAGAAACCCCGAUGGACGAUACAUGGUUCGCCUUCCUCGAAAACCUGACUUUGACGAUAUGCUGGGCGAGUCUAAGGCAAGCGCAUUGCGACGAUUCGAAUAUUUGGAGCGACGCUUGGAACGAAACUCCGACCUAAAACUAGAGUACCACCGUUUCAUGCAAGAAUACCUCGACCUUGGCCAUAUGCAGCUGACCAAAACAACUGGCGCCGAAAGCUCCAAAUCUUUUUACUUACCGCACCAUCCUGUCAUCAAAGAAGCGAGUUCCACGACGAAAGUUCGUGUUGUGUUCGAUGGUUCGGCAAAAACAUCUACCGGUUUCUCCCUCAACGAUGCCCUCUGUGUUGGUCCAGUAGUUCAAGACGAGCUACUUACCACAAUGCUACGGUUUCGCACGUACCCAAUUGCUUUAGUCGGUGACAUAGCGAAAAUGUAUCGACAAGUCCUCAUGCACCCAGAUGAUGUUCCACUGCAGCGAAUUUUCUGGCGAUUUUCCCCCGACCAACCAGUGCAAGCCUUCGACUUACUUACCGUUACUUACGGGUUAGCUCCGUCAUCAUUUUUGGCAACUCGUACACUGCUACAGCUAGCUGACGAUGAAGGUCAGUCCUAUCCCCUCGGCAGCAGGGCUCUCCGGAAAGGCUUUUACGUCGACGAUUUCAUCAGUGGGGAGCAAUCGAUCGAAAAAGCCAUCCGCCUACGCAAAGAAAUCAGCGAAUUACUUGGGAAGGGAGGAUUUGUUCUUCGCAAGUGGACUUCCAAUCGACUCGAAGUCCUACACGGAUUAAACGCCGACCAAAUCGGCACUCAAUCCCCUCUGGAGUUCACCCCCCACGAAACGGUGAAAGCUCUGGGAAUAAUUUGGGAACCAGAAGGAGAUUUUCUUCGAUUCGAUUCGCAAGUGCAACAUGACGGCAAACCGCCCACCAAACGAUCAAUUUUAUCGUCUAUUGCCAAGCUAUUUGACCCCAUCGGCCUGAUUGCGCCCGUUGUUGUGCGGGCCAAAAUCAUUAUGCAGCAGUUGUGGCUACUACCAAUUGAGUGGGAUGAUCCAGUUCCCAAAAAUAUUCGUGUCAACUGGGAAAAGUAUCACAACGAAUUGCCGAAAAUUACCGCGCACAGAGUAAGUCGCUACGCAUUUCUACCCUGUUCCACCAUGCAAUUGCAUACCUUCGCCGACGCGUCCGAACUAGCCUACGGCGCGUGCACCUACGCCCGUUGCCAAGACGAACAAGGAAACAUAAAAAUCGAACUUCUUGCCGCCAAGUCCCGUGUUGCUCCGCUAAAACGACUGACUAUCGCACGUCUGGAACUCUGCGCUGCAGUUUUGGCCGCUCAUCUCCACGAUCGAGUCAAACGAGCUCUCGAUAUUGACGUUUCUGCUUCCAUUUUCUGGUCGGAUUCUGCUAUCGUUCUCCAAUGGCUCCAAUCAUCUCCAAACACAUGGCAAACCUUUGUGGGAAAUAGAGUUUCGGAAGUGCAGCACUUCACUCGUGGCUGUCAGUGGAAGCACGUUGCUGGUAUCGAGAAUCCCGCCGAUUUGGUGUCCCGGGGUAUGUCGGUCGACGAGUUCCUGGCUAGCACGUUAUGGAAGGAAGGACCGCAUUGGCUUCUUCUGCCGGAUCGAGAAUGGACCAGCUCUAACCCGCCAAGUGUGGCCGAGGAAAUGCUAGAAGUUCGACACAUCGUAGCUACCGUACAGUCAGUUCCAUCAGUCAAUGCAUUGUUUCUCCGUUGGUCGUCAUACACCCGCCUACUACACGUUACAGGCUACUGCCUUCGCUUUCUGUUGAACGCCCACGCCAAGGCCAGAACUCAGCCUCCCCCCAACGCAGAACCUGUUGCGAAAUCACUGUCUGUGGAAAUACUUACCAAAGCCAAACUUACCCUGAUUCGCCUUGCUCAACAAGAUGCAUUUAGUCCUGAAAUAAAAGAGUUGGAAAGGGGGAAACCUAUAUCAAAACGCUCACAUGUACGCCAAAUGAGUCCGUUUCUAGACCAGGAGAAAGUGAUGAGGGUCGGAGGCCGUCUUAAACUAGCACAGUUACCCUACCAAAUGAAACAUCCUGCCCUACUACCCAGCUUUCAUCCCCUAUCACGUUUAAUUGCCAUGAACUAUCAUGAAAAAAUGCUUCACGCCGGUGGGCGACUGCUAUUAUCAGCCAUGCGCGAAGAGUUUUGGCCACUGCACGGUCGUCGCCUAGCACGUAGCACUGUGCGUAAAUGUUUCCGCUGCGCUCGCCUUAAUCCAGUGCCUGCUCAUCAACACAUCGGGCAGCUACCCGUUCACCGAAUUAUUCCCAGCCGUCCAUUCAGUAUCGUUGGAGUCGAUUACGCUGGCCCGCUGUACCUUAAGCCGAUCCACAAACGCGCAGCAUCUGCAAAGGCGUACAUCUGUUUGUUCGUCUGUUUCGCCACCAAAGCGGUCCACAUUGAGCUCGUCAGCGAUCUGUCCACUCAGGCUUUCCUAUGUGCGCUUCGUCGUUUUAUCGCCAGACGUGGUCGCCCAGCACACAUCCACUCAGACAAUGGCAAAAACUUUGAAGGAGCUAAAAAUGAAUUACCGGAAUUAUUUGCCAUGCUUCAAAACUCGGAAGUAAACGAACAGAUCGCAUCUACCUGUGCUGACGAAGGAAUCACUUGGCACUUAGUUCCGCCAAAAGCGCCCCAUUUCGGCGGGCUAUGGGAAGCUGCCGUUAAAGUAGCUAAAAAGCAUCUCCACCGCCAGCUCGGUCCGUCUCGACUGUCAUUUGAGGAUGUCAGCACUGUGCUCACUCAGAUCGAAGCACUGAUGAACUCCCGGCCGCUGCUUCCUAUGUCGGACGAUCCCGAUGAAUUAGCUGCACUAACACCUGCGCAUUUUCUGAUCGGAACCAGUAUGCUAGCCUUGCCCGACCCAGACCAUCGGAACAUCCCUGUCAACCGACUGGAUCACUACCAGAAGCUGCAACUGCACGUCCAAAAAUUUUGGUGUCAUUGGCGCACCGAAUACCUCCAGGAGCUUCAGAAAGACACCGUGAUGUACCAACGAAACGAUAGUUUGCUUCCCGGUCGAAUGGUUAUUGUCGUCGAUGAAAUGCAGCAGCCAAUACGUUGGCCGCUCGCCCGAAUCCUGACCACUUCACCCGGCCCGGAUGGAAUGACACGUGUUGUAACGCUGCGUACUGCUCGGGGAAUUAUCACCCGCCCAAUCACCAAAAUUUGCCUGCUGUCUGAUCCUGCUACUACUGCCAACGACGAAGAAGAUGAUCCGCUGGCCACCAACCAACAUCCGGCCCAACGAUCCGAGGUUCCUGAAAAUGAAAAUUGA
Messenger RNA from Topomyia yanbarensis, 3720 nucleotides. RefSeq lists its product as uncharacterized. The transcript has a single exon. The record is from RefSeq and is a predicted model, not a curated record. Gene Ontology annotation, molecular function: nucleic acid binding. Gene Ontology annotation, biological process: DNA integration. Lineage: Eukaryota; Metazoa; Arthropoda; Insecta; Diptera; Culicidae. Bases 1 to 3720 code for a protein of 1239 amino acids.